AUGGUUGUUUCCCAACAUCUGUUUACUGAUGGUCCUCUGUUUUCGGAUCCCACGCUUUACAAAACUCUCGUUGGUGCCCUCCAAUAUUCGACUAUCACAUGUUCUGAUAUUGCUCAUGCCGUUAACUCUGUCAGUCAGUUUCUACAUGCCCCGACUGAAGACCAUUUUCUAGCUAUCAAACGCAUUUUUCACUAUGUUAAGGACACGCUGCAUUUUGGCCUCACUUUUCAUCCAUCUAUUGUUUCUGGUGCUUUAGUUGCUUACUCGAAUGCCAACUGGGCAGGUUGUCCAGAUACUCGUCGUUUUACCUCUGGAUAUUCUAUUUAUCUUAGUGACAAUUUGGUUUCUUGA
Molecule: messenger RNA, 351 nt
Organism: Carya illinoinensis
Lineage: Eukaryota; Viridiplantae; Streptophyta; Magnoliopsida; Fagales; Juglandaceae
Exons: 1
Coding region: 1-351 (116 amino acids)
Source: RefSeq, a predicted model, not a curated record